AUGGGGCCCAGACAAGAUCAGCCCUCUCCCCUCUCUUUUCUCCUCUUCUCCCUUUCCUCUCUUUUCUGCCUCCUCGCGCUCUCGUCGACCGUCCACGCGAUAGACUCGACCGACUGGACUGUCCUGCCAUCCAACAACUCCCGGGAUCUGUCCUGGACCCGUCAAGUGCGAUUCCACUUGCAGAGUGCCCGGAUCCAGUUACCUCCGAACCUCACCCUCGCCCCCUUGACCGGGGCUCUGGUUAGCUUGGAUAGAAGGCAACUAUCGGACUUCCAUCUUAAAGGAGAGUUGGUGAAUGUCGACGCUGCCAAUUCACGGCAAUUAAAUAGUAGUGAUAUCGCCUUCAUCAGCUGCGACAAGUCCGACUACCCGGGAAACUUGGACGCCAGCUCCACCGUUGCCAACGUCGUCUCGUCCAAACAAAAGGCUUCGGCAGUUCUUCUGUACAGCUCCGAACUACAUCACUGCAACUAUAGUGCCAACGAAGCAGAUGCUGCCCAGUACCCCAACGUCUUCACCUUUUUGAACCCGGACUUUGCCAAAAAGAUCAAGACUCAGCUGAGUUCGCCCAAAGGAAACGAGACAUCCGAAGGCAACGCAACCGUUGGCGUAAUACCCGAUAUGUCGUUCACGAUGUCGGGGACCCCCCAGACCCAGGAUACGGGGGGCUCGUCAGACAACCCGAAUACGGCGAUGAUCAUCCUGUACAGCAUCACGGGCAUCAUCACGGCGCUCUUCUUGGCUAUCAUCAUUACCGGGGCUGUCCGAGCACACCGUCAUCCGGAACGCUACGGACCGCGUUAUACGGCUGGGCGACCGCGGCAGAGUCGAGCGCGAGGGAUAGCAAGGGCGAUGUUGGAGACGAUUCCGAUCGUCAAGUUUGGCGACGGCCAUGACCCCAAGGCGGAUGCCGUCAAGGGCGACGUGGAGAUGUCCCUCGACCCCGAGGAUGGUGCGAGACAGAACCCCGAUGGGCGGGAAACCACGACAACGGCGGCGGCCGACACUACGGAGGUUACUCCAACGCAACCAAAAGAUCCGAAUGCUCCGCCGGCAGCCGCUACAUCCGAAAAGCGAGGUGGAACGGAAGGCGAGGAACAGCCGAAUUACAUGUGCCCCAUUUGUACCGAUGACUUUGUCAAGGGUCAAGACCUGCGCGUGCUUCCCUGCAACCACCAAUUCCAUCCGGAUUGUAUCGAUCCGUGGCUGGUGAAUGUGUCGGGAACCUGCCCUCUCUGUCGAAUCGAUCUUCAUCCCGCGAAGGCCGAGGGCGAGCAAGAGACGGGCGAAGGCGACGAGACGACGGAAGCCGCGACGCAAGGAAACAACGAAUCGACUGCGGACGGUUCGCAUCAGCGCUCGCAUCACCGGCUCAGCAACUAUCUCCACGGAUCCUUGAAUGCACGUCGGAUGCGCGACGCCAGUGUGGAGGAGCGACUGGCGGCACUUCGCAGUGUCCGCGAAGAAGCCAACCAGAGCGCGCAAAAUGACGACAACGACGAGCAGGUGCGGCGACGCAGCCGACUGACGACGCGACUCAAGGAGCGGUUCCGCAUUCGAACCCGCGCACAUGGGGACGAUGGCGGCGAGGCAGCCCGAGAGUGA
Molecule: messenger RNA, 1605 nt
Organism: Aspergillus steynii IBT 23096
Lineage: Eukaryota; Fungi; Ascomycota; Eurotiomycetes; Eurotiales; Aspergillaceae
Product: RING-H2 finger protein
Exons: 4
Coding region: 1-1605 (534 amino acids)
Source: RefSeq, a predicted model, not a curated record